AUGAACAAGUUUCUUAGAUUCUUGUUCACUUUGUUUGUACUCAUGUCCUUGGUUGCAACUCUUUCGAAGGCCAUCGACGAAAAUGAGACGACAUUGUUAUCUUUCGACGAGGAUGAUGACAUCGAAACACAAAAAAUCCAUGAUAAUUUGUUGCUUGACGGUCAAGAAACCUCUCUUAGGGGUAUUGGUCGGUUACUAACCCAAAGGCGUUAUCAUGCAACCAUGAAAUGUAAUAAGUACCCUAAGACUUGUCAUUUGAAAGGUAGCCCCGGAAAAAGUUGUUGCAAGAAGAAGUGCGUAAAUUUGUUCUCAGACCGACUCAACUGUGGCAUGUGCGGUAAGAAGUGCAAGUAUCCCGAGAUUUGUUGUAAAGGGAAGUGUGUUAACACUUUAAAUGACAAGAAAAACUGCGGUGGAUGCCACAAGAAGUGCAAGAAAGGACACAAGUGUGUUCACGGAAUGUGCAAUUACUCUUAG
Impatiens glandulifera is the source of this 477-nucleotide messenger RNA. RefSeq names its product stigma-specific STIG1-like protein 1. NCBI's taxonomy places the organism in Eukaryota, Viridiplantae, Streptophyta, Magnoliopsida, Ericales, Balsaminaceae. The transcript has a single exon. The record is from RefSeq and is a predicted model, not a curated record. The coding region runs from base 1 to 477 and encodes 158 amino acids.